GACGAAACACCAUGCUGUGCUGACUCACUUCUGACAGUUUAAAAGUUGGAGAAAACACGGGGGUAAGCAGAAUCAGAAGAAGACUCGAAGAGGAAGAUGACGUUUGGAGUCUCCAGCGCACUGAGUAAGCGGUCAGUGCUGGCGACCCUCCUCGUCGCCGGUCUGCUCUCCCUCGGCCAAGCAGCGAACCCUUGCUGUUCCAACCCGUGCCAGAACCGAGGAGUGUGCAGCACGGUGGGCUUCGAUGGCUAUGAAUGCGAUUGCACCCGUACGGGAUUUUACGGACAGAACUGCACCACGCCCGAGUUCUGGACUCGGGUGAAGCUCAGCCUGAAACCCACCCCAAACACUGUGCACUACAUUCUGACCCACUAUCCUGGCGUGUGGAACAUAGUCAAUCAGAUCUCCUUCCUCAGAGACGCGAUCAUGCGUUACGUCUUAGUAUCCAGAUCUCACUUGAUUGACAGUCCUCCUACCUAUAAUUCAAAGUAUGACUACAAAAGCUAUGAAGCCUAUGCCAAUAUCUCCUACUACACCAGAAAUCUCCCUCCAACUCCACAAGAUUGCCCAACUCCAAUGGGAGUAGUUGGAAAGAAAACACUGCCCGACUCCAAGUAUUUAGCAGAAAGGUUCCUCCUGAGGAAGAAGUUUGUGCCUGAUCCCCAAAGGACUAAUAUGAUGUUUGCGUUCUUUGCUCAACAUUUCACUCAUCAAUUUUUUAAGACAGAUGAGAGCCGAGGCCCCGAAUUCACUAAGGGACUGGGACAUGGUGUUGACCUAAGUCAUAUAUAUGGAGAAACUUUGGAUCGACAACACCAAUUGAGACUAUUUACAGAUGGGAAACUCAAGUAUCAGAUUAUAAAUGGAGAAGUCUAUCCUCCCACAGUUAAAGAAGCACCAGUAAAGAUGAUAUACCCUCCUCAUGUCCCAGAACACUUGAAGUUUGCAGUGGGACAGGAAUUCUUUGGCCUGGUCCCAGGUUUGAUGAUGUAUGCAACAAUUUGGCUGCGGGAACAUAACCGAGUCUGUGAUGUGUUGAAAGUCGAGCACCCGGAGUGGGACGAUGAGCAGCUUUUCCAGACUACCAGACUGAUACUGAUAGGAGAGACGAUCAAAAUCGUAAUUGAGGAUUAUGUGCAGCAUCUGAGUGGUUAUCACUUCAAGUUGAAAUUUGAUCCAGAGUUGCUCUUCAACCAGCAAUUCCAGUAUAGUAACCGAAUUGCAUCAGAGUUUAACACUCUCUAUCACUGGCACCCUUUGAUGCCUGAUGCAUUCAAUAUUGAGGACAAAGAGUACAGCUACCCUGAAUUCCUCUUCAAUAACUCAGUGCUGCUGAAGCAUGGCAUCUCCAAUAUGGUGGCUUCAUUCACCAAGCAAAUUGCUGGUAGGGUUGCUGGAGGCAGAAAUCUGAAUGGAGCAUUAUUAAAAGUGGCAAUCUCUACCAUUGAGCAUACUCGACAGAUGCGAUACAAGUCUCUGAAUGAGUAUCGAAAGCGAUUUUCAUUGAAGCCCUAUGAGUCUUUUGAAGAGCUCACAGGUGAAACAGAAAUGGCAUCUGAGCUGAAGGAACUUUAUGGGGAUAUUGAUGCAUUGGAAAUGUAUCCUGCUUUAAUGAUAGAAAAGCCAAGGCCUGGAGCCAUAUUUGGAGAAACUAUGGUUGAGAUGGGUGCUCCCUUCUCUUUGAAGGGCUUAAUGGGAAAUCUGAUUUGUUCUCCAGAAUAUUGGAAACCUAGCACCUUUGGUGGCAAAGUUGGCUUUGACAUUAUAAACACUGCAUCGCUGAGCAAGUUGGUCUGCAAUAAUCUAAAAGGACCAUGCCCAGUGGUGUCAUUCAGUGUUCCUCAGUCAGACCCCAGCAAUACAGGCUCAAUCAGCUCCAAGUCGCCCAGUCACGAUGUUAAUCCACAUGUUCUCUUGAAAGAGCGGACAACAGAGCUUUAAGUUUGUUUUUAUUCAAUAACUGUGCUGUCAAAUGUCACCUGAGUUAUGAGGAAGGUGCUACAUUUAGUCACAGCAGAAAAAUUAUUAUUCAGGGUUUCUGUUCUUGCUUUGACUUCCUCCUACUGGAUUACUUAUGACUAUAGAGAUCAGGUAUGAGUGUGAUGUCCCUCUCUGUUGAACAAGUGUUCCAUCAACACAUAGUGAUAAGACUCUCAUGUGGAUAAUGUACACUGGUGUGACUUACUGGGAAGAAAUCAACACAGCUGAAAGAAGGUAAUUCAUCCAGGUGGAGGAAAACAUUGGCAGGAGAAUUCAGAUUCAGGGCCCCAUAUCUAAUAUUGACACAGUGUCCAAACACAAACUGAAAAUACUUCUUUAGCCUGUUCGUAUUGUAGUCUCUGGAACCUUAAGCUUGAAUCUGAGCACAAUGUGAAUAUGAUUAAGACACCCUCCUUGCCUCUGCUGCUGAAACUCUGGCUACAUGUUGUUUGAUUGCCUCAUUUGCAAAUAUGAAUGUAGUCUUUAUCCCUGGACCAGAUCAGAUGUCACAACUGUUCUGGUGCUAAUCCCCGCUUGUGAGAUAGACUUGUCUUUUUGUUGACUUCAGUUUAAAUACACCACUGCAGCAACUUCAAGGCAUCUUAAUAUUGCUACAGCAGUUAAGGAGCAGCAGUUAUCAUACUAUUGAACAUACCUGCGACUCUUAGUGAAUGUACAAAAGUCUUAGGCACAUUUAUAUUUCUAGACUUUUGCACAGCACUGUAUUUGUCAAUGUGGGCCAGAGAUCAAGUUUGUAAAUCUGCUGGGAACAUAGGAUCGUGAGGGUGGAGUGCCGCGGGAGGAGUGUAGGACAGGUGACAGAGGAGUGCCAGGGGCGAGGGGUGGUGUGGGUGCAGCUACACCCAGCCCUGAGUCACCUGACAAGUAAUUUGAUUCCAAAUAGUUGACUUACUGAUCUUCACAGAAUGUCUGUCUGGUGCUUCCCACUCCCUGGCCCUCUCCUUUCCCCAUAAUUCCCCUCUCCCUGCCCCCUUCCCACUCUUAGUCCACAAUAGAGACCCAUAUCAGAAUCAGGUUUAUCGUCAGUUACAUAUGUCGCAGCACAGUGCAAUACAUAAAAUUAGUACAGUACUUUGCAAAAGUCUCGGGCAUCCUAGCCGUAUAUAUAUGUGCCUGAGACUUUUGUACAGUACUGCAUGUGGUUACCUAAUGAGGAUAGGAUAGUCUUUUCUUGUACCAGUCUUUCCAUGACCAUGUAGCUGAUGAAACAUAAACAUGGUUUAUGUGCACAUAUGUGGUUGUUGGUACUUUUGGAAGGGCACUUUAGUAUGACUGAAUCUUAGCAUUAAAGCAGAUGAAAAUUGAUAUCAAAGGGCUUUAAAAUUUAUUUAUUAUUUAAUAUUUUAUUUAUUUAUGUAAAUAAAUGUGGUUUUUGUAAAACUGUAUAUUUUUGAGUCAAUAGAACAAAAAUCUAGAGUUUCUAUUUUUGCAUUCCAAAAUUUAUAUGUUAACUAUGAAAUGGACAAGAUUUUUGCAGAUGAGAGGAACAAUCAAAAUUUACAACUGAGUUAGUUACAGAUCUCUUUAUUUAUAAAUAAUUGAUCGGACCUUUUGUACUUCAUCACUUUUUAUAUUGCAUGUAUGGAUCAUGAUUGUUGAACAAUAUGUAUAGUUUAAUAAUUCAUGAAAUAUGUAAUUUUUAAUAACUAUUAUAGCUGCUGUGCAGCAAUUUUGUAAUCAGCAAACAUACCCUGUCAACACAUAAAGGCAGAAUUCCUCCUUUCUGUAGCAACAAAACAAAGUGGGUUACAAAUUAUAACAAAAGUAGUAAGAUGCAACAGUGUUCAGACCUUACAAUGUGAGAAUAAUUCUCUGUCCAUCUCUGCUAACUGACUUGAUGUAAUCUGUUGUAAUUGAACAUUAUGUUUCAGAACAACCUCGAAUCUUUACAAAAUGUUCUUUCCAUUAAACUAAUACUGUUGACGGAUUGCACUUUA
Hypanus sabinus (Atlantic stingray) is the source of this 3938-nucleotide messenger RNA. RefSeq names its product prostaglandin G/H synthase 2-like. The record is from RefSeq and is a predicted model, not a curated record. The transcript has 10 exons. Bases 97 to 1941 code for a protein of 614 amino acids. Gene Ontology annotation, biological process: cyclooxygenase pathway; response to oxidative stress. Gene Ontology annotation, cellular component: neuron projection; cytoplasm. Lineage: Eukaryota; Metazoa; Chordata; Chondrichthyes; Myliobatiformes; Dasyatidae. Gene Ontology annotation, molecular function: peroxidase activity; heme binding; prostaglandin-endoperoxide synthase activity.